Messenger RNA from Aspergillus melleus, 3006 nucleotides. RefSeq names its product cation-translocating P-type ATPase. Gene Ontology annotation, biological process: intracellular sodium ion homeostasis; intracellular potassium ion homeostasis; sodium ion export across plasma membrane. The transcript has 8 exons. Bases 1 to 3006 code for a protein of 1001 amino acids. Gene Ontology annotation, molecular function: ATP binding; ATP hydrolysis activity; P-type sodium:potassium-exchanging transporter activity. NCBI's taxonomy places the organism in Eukaryota, Fungi, Ascomycota, Eurotiomycetes, Eurotiales, Aspergillaceae. Gene Ontology annotation, cellular component: membrane. The record is from RefSeq and is a predicted model, not a curated record.
AUGAGCGAAUCUGACCAUCUUCUAAUAGAUCUUUCGAGCCUCGAAUGGCACACCCUCUCCUCGACCGAGCUCCAAAAGCGAUGGCAAGUCGAUAUAUCACAAGGCCUAUCCCUCGAAGAUGCCCAACAUCGCCUGACCCAGCAUGGCAAGAAUACACUGUCCCAUGUCGCACAUCCUUGGUUCACCCAGAUAUUCGGAUACUUCUUCAAAGGCUUUGGUGCUAUCCUGCUUGUUGGAUGUAUCUUGGUGUUCGUCUCGUGGAAGCCUCUGGGCCAGCCACCCGCAAUCGCAAAUCUAGCGUUGGCUAUUGUCUUGCUGGCUGUGUUCUUCAUCCAGGCAGCCUUCAAUGCGUGGCAAGACUGGUCGUCUUCUCGAGUGAUGGCCUCCAUUACUGCUAUGCUUCCCGAGAGUUGUCUUGUCCUGAGAGACGGUUCCCAGACGAUGGUGCCAGCUCCCGAGAUUGUCCCUGGCGAUGUGGUCUACAUCAAGGCGGGCAACAAGCUUCCCGCAGACAUUCGGUUUCUUGAAGCAUCGAAUGAUGCGUCCUUGGAUCGCUCAAUCCUGACUGGCGAAUCACUUCCGAUCAACGCGACCGUCGACUCUACCGAUAACAACUACCUGGAGACACACUGCAUUGGGCUCCAAGGCACCCACUGCGUUUCUGGGAAUAUUCUUGGAAUGGUCGUCUCCACGGGAGAUUCAACAGUGUUUGGCAAAAUUGCAAAACUUACCAACGAACCGAAGACCGGCCUGAGCACGCUAGAAAAGGAGAUUCUGCGCUUCGUCCUCUUCAUUGUCCUUAUCAUGUUGACCAUGGUGAUCAUCGUGAUUAUCGUCUGGGCCACCUGGUUACGAAAGGAACACCCCGACUGGAUUAAUGUGCCCACGUUGAUUGUGGACUGCGUCAGCAUUGCCAUUGCAUUCAUUCCAGAGGGUCUUCCGAUCGCCCUGACGGCCAGCUUGACCAUUACAGCAGCACUGAUGAGCAAGAACAAGAUUCUGUGCAAGUCUCUUAAAACGGUUGAAACUCUGGGAGCCGUCUCCGUGAUCUGUUCGGACAAGACGGGCACAUUGACGCGGAACAAGAUGUUUGUCACAGACAGUGCUGUCUCGACGGACCGGUUUGACCCGGAAACUGUCCGGGAUAUGCUCGGUGUGCAACACCUCCGGUCCGUCGCUGCUCUAUGCAACGCGGCUGAAUUUGAUGCUUCCUCUACAAACCUUCCCAUAUCAGCAAGACACGUAUAUGGAGAUGCAACCGACCAAGCCGUUCUCCGGUUUUCAGAAUCUCUGGGUCCCGUGGAUGAGAUCCGACAAUUGUGGAAAAAGACUUACGACUUGCCGUUCAAUAGCAAGAACAAAUUUAUGAUCCGCACGUUAACUGCGGUCGAUCCCAACGGAGUGUCGCUAGCUUUGUCUCCGGAUGAGGCAUCGCAGUUUAAACGGGAAGACACCCUGCUCACUAUCAAGGGUGCCCCGGACAUUCUAAUCGAGCGUUGUACCAAGAUGAUUGUCAUCGACGGAACCGUGAAAGCACUGGACUCAUCGGCCAUGACAUCUGUCAAAGAACUCAAAGAUCGUUGGUCUAGCGAGGGAAAGCGUGUGAUCCUCCUAGCUCGCAAGACUCUCCCAGCAGCGGAGAUUGGAAUAUCCCCAUCUUCACGAGAGUUUGAAUCAGAGGCCUUCCGCCAGGCCAGCACCGGGUUAACCCUAGUAGGCCUUCUUGGUAUUGUUGAUCCCCCUCGAGAGGAGAUUCCCGAUGUAGUGAGCACGUUACGAGGAGCAGGCAUUCGGAUCUUCAUGGUCACCGGAGACUUUGGCCUCACGGCGCUUUCGAUUGCACGGCAAUGUGGAAUCGUCACAACAAGAGAUGUUGAUAACUUCGAAGCCCUGCAAAGAGUCCCUGGAUCCAGUUUAACCGAGAAGGACGUAGCUGCAUCGUCAGCUAUCGUCAUAACCGGAACGGAACUCAUGAGUUUGAACGAUCAUCAAUGGGAUCAACUCUGUCAGUACAGGGAGAUUGUCUUUUCACGGACCACUCCGGAACAGAAACUUCGCAUUGUGCGUGAGUUCCGCGCCAGGGAUGAAAUCGUCGGUAUGACCGGAGAUGGUGUCAAUGAUGCCCCAUCCCUCAAGGCGGCAGAUAUCGGCAUUGCAUUGGGAAGCGGCUCCGACAUUGCCAUUGAAGCAUCCGAUAUGGUAUUGCUGGAUUCCUUCUCAGCCAUUGUGGAGGCUGUGCAGUACGGUCGCGUCGUGUUUGACAAUCUGAAAAAAACAAUCAUAUACUUGCUUCCCGCUGGGUCUUUCUCGGAGUUCUGGCCGGUCAUGACUAGCGUUGUGUUUGGAUUGCCGCAGGUGUUGUCCUCCUUCCUAAUGAUCAUCAUCUGCUGCUUCACUGAUUGUGCCGCCGCAACUGUGCUUGCAUACGAAGCUCCCGAAGCGGAUGUCCUCAUGCGUCCUCCUCGCAAACCGAAGAAGGACCGUCUCGUCAACUGGAAGUUGAUCUUUCACGCCUAUGUCAUUCUCGGGAUGUUAGAAACUCUGACAUCCUUCUCUAUGGCUUACUGGUAUCUUCAGCGCAACGGAAUCCCCUUCUCAGCCUUGUGGUUUAAAUUCGGGGAAGUCCCUGCAGAUAUCGAUCCGGAUUGGUAUACGGCGCGUCUGAACGAGGCCAGUUCUGUAUACUUCAUCAACUUGGUGGUGAUGCAAUGGUUCAAUCUCAUGGCCGUCCGCACACGCCGUCUGUCGAUAUUCCAGCAUCCACCGGCGUUCAACAAACGCACACAGAAUUUGCUACUUUUCCCAGCGAUCAUCUUUGCUCUCUGUAUGGCGGUUCUCUGGUUAUAUAUCCCGCCUUUGCAGGAUGUUCUGAAUACCACAAGCGUGCCAGUGGAGCAUUAUUUCCUUCCCGCCGCGUUUGGGCUGGGGAUUUUGUCUCUUGACGAGCUGAGGAAGGCGGGGGUUAGAAAGUGGCCCGGAGGUUUUUUGGCGAAGUGCGCCUGGUAG